ACCGGGAGUGUUGCUAUCCAAACUUUGUGUCAUUGUUGUUGCUUUACCUAUCGUUUGGCGAAGCAAAAUGCGUGUUGGCUUACGGUAGGGAUAGUUUUUAAAGCGAUUUACGAUGGAAUUCCCGUUGUUUGAAGCGUUGAGUGGCGGGUUGAAUGGCACAAACAGCACCAACUCUACCAACAUCACGGAAAGUGGUGACCACGGCAGCGGCGGCCACGGAUCUGAUGAUCCACACAUCCACAGCGGACAUCACGAACAACCAUACGUCAUUCUCUUUCUCUUCGCUUCUUUCGCCUUAGGAGCCCUGGUCCGUACGCUGUUGAAGAUCGUGCCGGGAGACUUGCCGUACACGGUGGUGCUGCUGGUACUGGGGAUCCUGCUGGGUCUAGCGUCCUCCCGCUCACCGGGGUUCGCGCACUACACCGCUAUCGUCCACAUGAACCCGCACAUGCUCUUCCACGUCUUCCUGCCUGUCCUCAUCUUCGAGUCGGCCUUCGCCAUGGACACGCACAUGUUCUGGAAGUCUAUAUACCAGAUCCUGAUCAUGGCCCUGCCGGGCUUACUGUUAGCCUCGCUCCUGACCGGAAUCCUGUCCAUGUACACGUUUGACUACGGCUGGAACUGGUACGUGGGGAUGAUGUUUGGAUCUAUCUGCAGCGCCACGGACCCUGUAGCUGUGGUGGCACUGCUGAAGGAACUAGGCGCUUCCAAGCAGCUGGGGACCGUGAUAGAAGGCGAGUCUCUGCUGAACGACGGCUGCGGGAUCGUCAUCUUCACCAUGUUUCUCAACCUGGCUAUAGGGGUGCAGUGGUCAGCCGCGGACUUUGUCAUCUUCAUUGUCAAAGUCAUGAUCGGCGGACCGGCCUUCGGGUUUUUCAUGUCCAAGUUGACGUCGUUCUGGCUGGCCAACAUCUUCAACGACGCGCUGACGGAGAUCACCAUCACCCUGGCGUCGACGUACAUCACGUUCUACGUGGCAGAGGUGUUAGGUGUGUCAGGUGUACUUGCUGUGGUUAUCCUGGGGCUGACUAUGGAGAGGACCAGCAUCAGUCCGGAGGUGGAGUCUUUUCUACACAGGUUUUGGGAGAUGAUGGCUUACCUAGCGAACACCGUCAUCUUCAUCCUGGUAGGAGUGAUGAUCAUGGAGAAGUCCAUCCACAUGAUAGAGGACAACGACUGGUUCUACAUCAUCACUCUGUACUUCGGCAUCAACGUCAUCAGACUGAUCGUUAUAACCAUCCUGUCCCCGGCCACGUCGCGGGUGGGGUACGGGAUGUCGUGGCGGUACGGCGUGGUGACGGCGUGGUCCGGGCUGCGCGGCGCCGUGGGACUCGCCAUGGCCCUGCUCGUCAUGCAGCAGGAGUUCGAGACCGGCUCCAGCGUUGACUGGAAGAUAAAUGUCGCCAACAAAGUCCUCAUCCACAUCGCCGGCAUCGUGUUCCUGACUCUGCUCAUCAACGCCACGACCAUCAAGGUGCUGCUGAAGCUACUGGGCAUGAGCGAUAUCUCUGCGCCCAAGCGCAUGACGAUGUACAGCGCCGUACGGCGGGUGAAGGACGCCCAGAACCGGUCCUUCCAGAUGCUGAAGGGGGACCGCUUCCUGGCCGACGCCGAGUGGAACCUGGUGGAGAAGGCCUGCGAGAUUCAGGACCCGUACAAGACCAAGGACGAAGAAGUGAACGCAGAGGAGUUUGUUCCGUUCCAAAGAAUGAGCCAGUGUCAGGACUGUAAGUCCAUGGUACCGAACGAGCCCUCACCGCGGGAGUACCAGGACAUGGCGGAGGAGGCAAGACUUCGCACACUCAAGGCACAGAAGGUGAGCUACUGGAAGCAGUUUGAGCACGGUAUGUUGAACCGGGAGGCGGUGCGCGUGUUGGUGCAGGCCACGGAGUCAGCGGCGGACAGUAUGGGCGAGUUUGUGGACAUUGAAGAGAUAAAGAAGCACUGGAAAAUCAAGGGGCUGCUGCCAAAGUUGAGAAAUAAACUAGAAGAGUUGGUGACGGACAAGCAGAAAGAUCAGCUGCCCAAGCCUGAACACAAGGUCCUGCGAACCGUGUUUAUCAUCGUCUGUCACCCUGCGUUUGAAUGGACCAUCAACGUGCUCAUCAUUCUCAACCUUAUCCCCAUCAUCAUCGAGUUCGUCAUAGAGGAAUCACACCCGCAAUUUCCAGAGUAUCAGUUCUACUUGAGAAUUACCAACUACAUCUUCUUCGUCAUCUACGUCUUGGAGGCCAUCUUAAAGAUCGUGGCGUUGCGGAAGCACUACUUCUUCUCCCACUGGAACCAGUUCGACCUGUUCAUCAUCGCCGUGUCAAUCAUCGACAUCGUCCUGGACAACAUCUUCGGCAACGUCGACUUCAACCCCGCCAUCUUCCGCAUCGCCAAGAUCUUCCGUCUCCUCAGGGCGAUGAGGAUGCUCAGACUGUCUAAGGCAGCGAUUCCCCGGAUGAUCAAUGUCAUCGACAACCUGAUCAAUAAGAAACUGAGUUUCGGGUAUGACGUCGGGAAGGGCUUCGUGGUGGGUGAGGAGGAGGUCAUGAAGCUGAUCCCGACCAUCAUCGACAACAAGGCCAUCGCGCGGGAACUUCGACAGAAGUCCGACAUCAGCCGGAGAGCGGUCAUCCGUGAACUCGGUCUGCUGCAGCGCGACCACCCCGGCAUUGCCGUGUCGGUGAAGACCCGACAGUCCAUGCGGGCCGUGCUGAACCACUCCCGCGACACCAUCAGAGAGAUGCAGGGCGGGGGGCUUCUGGACGAGACGGAGGCCAAAAAACUGGAGAUGGUUGUGGAGAUAAAGAUGAAGCAGCUGGCCCGGGCCCCGCCCUCCAUCCCUCCUCCCAACCCUGAGCAGCUCCUCAGGCACAUCUCAUGGCUGGAAGGAAACGCCGAACUUACAGAGUUCAUGAAGGCUCGGGCGAAGUUGCUGUUUCACGACUUUGGUUCAACUCUUUGCAAACAAGGCGAACAACCUAGAGGUCUGUUCCUCAUCGUCUCGGGUAUGGUAAAGCUUCGCGGCGCGGCUGUGAAGUACACGGACUAUGAGACCCAGCACAGCAUGGACGAUGACCUGGACGUGUACGAGGACUACCUGACAUCGGGAAACAUCAUCGGCGAGAUCGGCAUUCUCAACAAACAGCCGCGGUCAACCAGCGUGUCCUGUGAGACGUCUGUUCAGACGUACUACAUCAGUGCGGAGGACAUGGAUAUGGCCUUUGACCUGUUCUCCAGUAACUUCCUGAAGGCGAGAAUCUGGCGUGUUGUCGCCAUCCGCAUCUCCACUCCCCUGCUGCUCAAGACUCUGGCCUACCAGGGUUGGACGCACGACAAAGUGCGGCUGCGCCUGGAGACAGGCUACAUGCCCACCAACCUGGUCGACCGACGCUCCUUCGAGAUCGACCACACCAUGGAUGACGUCAUCCUGGUGCAGGGGCAGGCGGGGAGCCCGCACACGGGGGAGGAGUUCGUGGCACCCUGCAUCAUCCCGCGUACCGUCCACAAACUGGUGCUCAACACGGAGGAAGGCGUGCUCCCACCACAGUUACUGGUUGUCCCCAACAAGGAGGUUAUCAUAGAGGAGGACACAAAACGGCGCAACUCCAUCUACGGCCUGACGCCUUCACGUGAGAGCUCCCUGUGUCUCCAACACGCGGCCCAGCGCCGCAGCAGUCACAACCUCCUCAGCAAGAGAAGUAGUUCCAGCAUGUUCAGACGGCCAAAGUCUGGCAAAACUGUCAGCAUCACCCUCCCCACCCUGGAGACGGCAUCGGAUGGUACAACCCGCCGCAGGACCGAUCUACAGCCAAUCAAAGACGUCACGCCUUCCGAGGAGUUCCAACUUUGAUGCCGCUGUACAGAGAGGACCUGUGACGUUCAGCGUCCUGGCUAAACCUUGGUGCAACCAACUUCUAUCUUUUCAAACUUUGUUAAUCGUUUCGUAGAUGUAAAGGAAAACUAAGAGGAAGCAGAAUUUCAAAAGGUCCACAAUUUUCGCGUUUUUUGCACCAAAAUGAAAACCAGGAGGCUGGAAUGCCGUCCAGGCUUCUCUCAGGUUUGUGAAUAUGAAUGAAAUACGACUUCCUCUCAGGUUUCCUCUUCUUCUUUUGAAGGUGAUCAAAGUUAAGAUUAGCACAAUGUUUUAAAGUCAAUUUUCUGUUUAUUUCUUUACACAGUACCCUCAUAAUGUCAUUCCAUAGCAUUAUAUUCAGGAUGUAAAAUGUGACAUAUUUGCCAUAUAAAGGUGUAGAAAAACUGUUAGUCUAUUUGUUAAUGCCCAGCCACUGUACAAUAUGUAUGUUUACUGCUAUCACCAUAAGAUUUGAUUUGAUGAGGCAACCAUAUGAGUCAAUUAGUUUUUGCACUGUUUGUAAAAGUAUUAAGUAUGAAAUAACUAUCCAGAUGUGCUAAAACGUUGAUGUUAAUGGCAAUAACAUGAAGAUUUCGUUAUGAAGAACAUUUUUAGUUUUGUCACCGAAAUCCUACAGUGAGCACCUUUAAGUUGCGUAACAAAAAAAGUGGGUAAGAAAUCGACCAGAAGUUUCAA
Molecule: messenger RNA, 4540 nt
Organism: Branchiostoma belcheri (Belcher's lancelet)
Lineage: Eukaryota; Metazoa; Chordata; Leptocardii; Amphioxiformes; Branchiostomatidae
Product: sodium/hydrogen exchanger 10-like
Exons: 23
Coding region: 113-3841 (1242 amino acids)
Biological process (GO): proton transmembrane transport
Cellular component (GO): membrane
Molecular function (GO): monoatomic ion channel activity; sodium:proton antiporter activity
Source: RefSeq, a predicted model, not a curated record